Molecule: messenger RNA, 465 nt
Organism: Ramularia collo-cygni
Lineage: Eukaryota; Fungi; Ascomycota; Dothideomycetes; Mycosphaerellales; Mycosphaerellaceae
Exons: 3
Coding region: 1-465 (154 amino acids)
Molecular function (GO): calcium ion binding
Source: RefSeq, a predicted model, not a curated record
AUGCUUACUCCAACAGCCCUCAUGCUCGCAAUCGCCUGCGCAACUAGUGUCCAGGCAGCCUGCUGCCAUGCCAGGAGUUCCGAUGGUGGUUGUGGCGACGGCACCUUCGGAACUCCAUUCUGUGGCUUCAGAUCCUGUAACAUCUUUGGAUGCGGUGGCUGUCGCCCUGGCUUGAACCGCGCUCAGGAUCCCUUUGAGGAGAGCGCGCCCGACACCUGCAGGUAUGAUUCGACUUUCGACUUUGUGGCCGAUCCUGCGAUUGGAAGCGUCUCGCUCGCCGACUACCUGGCUUGGGCCGUGAAGUACCAGCACGCCGCCACCUAUAAUGGUUCGGCUUUGCAGCAUUGGACCAAUGUGUUCAACACAUACGAUGCUAAUGGCGACGGCAUGAUCGAUUUUGACGAGAUGCAUAGGCAGGCUCCGGAGAAGAAGCGUCUGUUUUACCAACAGGGGUUGAAAAAAUAG